CUGUAACUUCCCAUCAACACAACAGCAUGCCGCCCAAGCACUUAUUAUCCCUCGCCACCGCUGCCGGUAGGCACGGCCGAACGGCGUUCGCAAGAACCGUCGUGACACCUGCGACCGCGCCACUAUGCCGACGGGCGUUUGCUACCACAAUACGGGCGCGGGAGCAGGCAGGAGAGAAGUAUGCAGAGAAGGCCGAGGACGUGAGCGCAAAGUAUGCGAGUAAGACGAAGGGGAUGACGCGGUUUUGGAAGACGGUUUCUAUGGAGAGGGUUGGUGACACCUUCCAAAUAACCCUCGACGGCCGCCGCAUGAAGACCCCCGACGGACACCCGAUCGCCGUCCCCGCCAAACGCCGUACGUUGGCGUUGUUGAUUGCGGGGGAGUGGGAGGGGCAGGAGAGGUUGCUGAAGUCGUAUUCUUUGCCUUUGACGUCGAUCGUAGUGAGAGCGCUGGACUCGUUCUCGGAUAAAGCGAUUAGGGAGGGCGUUAUUGAGAAUCUGCUCAAGUAUGCUGAUACCGAUGCUACAUGCUAUUUCCAAGACUACCCCGACUCCUUCGUCGCCCUCCAAUCCACCCACUGGAAACCCCUCCACACCUGGCUCGAACACACCUACAACCUACACCUAAACACCACAACCUCGAUCCUCUCGAUCAAACAAUCCCCGGAAACAAUACGCACCCUCCGGAACAUAAUCAGCGAGUUCGACGACAUUGAGCUCGCGGCGUUUGAGAAGGCUGUGUUGUUUUCCAAGAGUUUUGUGGUGGCGUUGGCGUUGGUCAAGGGACGCGUGGACGUGGAUGAGGCGGCAAGGGCUGCGAGGUUGGAGUUGUUGCAUCAGAUUGAUCGGUGGGGGGAGGUGGAGGAUGCGCAUGAUGUGGAUAGGGAGGAGUGUACGAGGCAGUUAGGGGCGGUUGCUUGUGUGGGGUUACCGUAGGUGGGGAGAGGAUAGGAUUCGGGAGGCAGGGGUUUGUUCACGGCUCCGUUUGGGCUACCUGUUGAGUGGUUGAUGUGACGGGCGUUCCAGGGAUCAUCCUGGAGCGGACAUCACCUGCAAACCGGGCCGGGGAUGGACUAGGGCUCUCUGGACGUCGUGAGGGAUUCUUCGACAUGCACCGACGCCGGCUGCCC
Messenger RNA from Fimicolochytrium jonesii, 1129 nucleotides. RefSeq names its product ATP12-domain-containing protein. Gene Ontology annotation, biological process: mitochondrial proton-transporting ATP synthase complex assembly. Lineage: Eukaryota; Fungi; Chytridiomycota; Chytridiomycetes; Spizellomycetales; Powellomycetaceae. Bases 27 to 935 code for a protein of 302 amino acids. Gene Ontology annotation, cellular component: mitochondrion. The record is from RefSeq and is a predicted model, not a curated record. The transcript has 5 exons.